UAAAUUGAUAAAAUUGAUAAUAAUGUGCCUGAAUCAACAACAACAACAAUCAUCAACAUCAACAACAACAACAACAAAAUUAUUUGAAUUAUUAUCACAAAUCUUUUCAACAUCGAAUAGAUUUGCAUUUGUCAAUUGUAAUGAACAGUUACGGAAAAUGUAUUUGCCUUUACAAAAUCAACUAGAUUCAUUUACAAUGAUAACAAAUGAACAACAACAACAACAUUUAAAGAAUUCAUUAUUAAUCAUAUUGAUUGAAUAUUUUGGCCAUUUGAAUGGUUUCGAAUGUUUAUUAUCAUUAUUCGUUGUUAAUCGUUGUGAUAAUUCAUCAUUGUCAUCAUAUCUGAUCUAUAUCUAUCUACAACCGUUUGAAAAUUGUUUAGAUUUUCUAUCCAAUUAUACAUUGGAAUCAUAUUUUUUAAAAAUUUUCGAACGAAUUUUACAUUAUUUUAAUCAAUUAACGGAUGAUGAAUUUAAAAAUGAGCUUAAAACAUCCACGGAAACAAAGAUUAAUGCAAAUAAUAAUGCUGAUUUGUUUGGAUCAAUUUUGAAAAAAUGUAAAAAUUUUCUUGAAAAAUUAUCGUCAACAACACCAGUAUCAACAACGAUGAUGAUAAAAUCAUUUGAUUAUUUACGGCUAAAAUUUACCCUUCGAACAUUGCAAUUAUCAUCAUUUAGUGGAAAAAUGAAUUCAUUAAAUGAAUUGAACAAAAUUAUUUCCAAUUAUAUUUUGGAUGAUGAUAAUAAUAAUAAUAAUUAUUCAAAGAUGAAUCCAUCAACUACGAAUGAAACAUUAGCAUUAACAUCAAAUGAAUUGGCCAAAUGGUUAUGUGAUAAUAAUGUUGUCGAUAUUGUACUGAAUGAUUGCCUUCAUCAUACACAAUAUGUUGAAAAAUUGGAUCAAAUAUUUCGAUUUUUAUUGAAAGAAAAUCAACUAACAUUGGAUUAUUUGGAUCAUAUUUGGAAUUCACAGCUAGGCAAACAUGAAAUUAUCGUUAAAAAUAUACAUGAAUUAAUUGCUAAACUGGCAUGGCAUUUUUCCCCCAAACAAUUGGAUCAUUUAUUCAGUCUAUUUCAAUCAAGCUGGUCGAUUGUAGUGAAAAAAGAACGUGAAAAAUUAUUACAAUUAAUGCGACGAUUAGCUGAAGAUGAUAAAUAUGGUUCAAUGGCAAAUAAAAUGUUAAUAUUAUUAUGGAAUAUUGCAUAUAAUCAUUCGGAAAUUGAUGUUGAAAUUGUUGAUCAAGCAAUUUGUUCACAUUUAAAAAUACUUGAUUAUAGUAAAACAUUUGAAAAAGAUAGUCAACGUUUUUUGUGGAUUAAACGUUGUAUAAUGGAAAUACAGAAUUCUGAUUAUGGAAAUAAUGUUUUAACAUCAAUGAAACAUAUCAAAGAAAUUCUAUUGCUUUUUCCGGAAAAUAAUUCCAAACAAUAUCUGUAUCAAAAUCAAAAUGAUAAUUGUGACCAAAAUCAACAACAACAACGUUUCAAACGUGAAACACGACAAUUCAUCAUUAACCAAAUGAAUUUGGAAUUGAAUUUUUUAAAAAUGUUGAUAAAAAAUUUAUCAAAUUAUAUGAAAUGGAAGAAAUCAACAUCGACGAUCGACAAUGGUAAUGAUGAUGAUGAUGAUCCAAAUCAAAUAUUGAUCGGUAGAAGAUUUUCACAUUGUCAAGAAAUUUAUGAACGUUUAGGAUUUUUACGUUUUAUUAUUCAACAAAGUAAAUGUUUUCUACCGAUAGAAUUGGCACAAGAAUUGUGGAAUUGUUUAGCUAUUGAUGCUAGUUUUGCAUGUGAUCGUCAAUUUUGUUUUCAAUGGUUUUCAUCAUUAAUGGAUCUGUAUUUUUAUCCAACAAAUCAAAACGAUGAUGAUGGUAACGGUGAUGGAGAUAAUGUCAAUAAUGAAGAUGAAUAUCUAGAAAAUUUUUUAGAAUUUUUACAAAAAAAUCUGUCCAAAUUUAAUCCCGAAUUAAUCGAUAUUUAUGGUGUUGAAUGUUUUGAAAAAUUUUUCAUUACUAUCAAUUGUCAACAUGAAAAAUUGAUUCAUCUGAAUGAUAAUAGUCAUCAAACAAAUGAUUGUGAUCUAAUCGGUUUGGAUUAUUUAUGGAAACUGAUAUUGUUUAGUCGUGAUCAAUUAGCUGCCAGAAAAGCAAUCGAAUUGAUUGAAUAUUUUUUCACCAAUCUUGGACCAAAAUUAAUUGAAUCUCGGAUGGUGUUGAAUCAAGAUUUCCUUAAUGUUUGUUUUGAUCAAUUGAAAUGUAGUUAUGAUACGGUAACCAUUAUAGCCGGUGAUGAUAAUCAAAAAUUAAAAAUCAAACAAGAAUUAACAAAAAUGCUGCGAAUAUUAUCAGUACUAUGUGAAUUUAUUCGGAAAAGUUAUAAAAAUUUUCGAAUAAAACGUACAAAAUUAUCAUUAUCAGAAUUGAUACGUGGAAAAUCGGUGGAAUUAAUUGUAAAAAUUUCCAUUCAAACUUUUAAUAAUAAUUUGGAUGAAUUAGUAUUGCAAACACAUACAAAUGAAUCAAUAACGGUGAUAAGAGAUAAAAUUUUAGAAAAAUGCAAUAUGAAUAAUGAUUCGAAUAUCAAGGUUAAAAUAGCUGAACCAUUUGAAAAAGAAGAUAUAUCGGAAUUGAAAAAAGUUUCCGAUCUAACAAUGGAAAAACGAUUUUGUUUAUCGGUAAAAGUAUCACAAGAACCAAACACUAUUGAUUGGCGAUCAGAUUUGGAAUUUUCUAAUCAAUCAUUUCAAAAAUUUUAUAAACCAGAUAUGGUUGAUGAAAAAAUUGAACAAUCAUUACCCGGUGUGAUUAUGUCGGAAAAUUGUCAUUUUAUAAAUUUCCUAUUCCAAAUAUCGGAUUUAGCAAUGUUAUUGAAAAAUGAUAAUGAUGAUAUAAGAAAAAAAUGUUUAGAAAUUUUACAAUUAAUGCCACCGGAUAAAUUUUUUAGAAAAAUGAUUAUCGAUUCAUUUAUUAAUCAUCAGGAAAAUCCGUUGGAAUCAUCAUCAUCAUUUGAACAGGAAUUACUUUCAUCACCAACCAAAACUAUUUAUCUGUUGGAAAUUAUAUUCACUUUGAUUAUGCCCGUUAAUGAUCAAAUAAUUUAUCAAGAAUCUAUUGAAUUUCAAAAAUCAUUCAUCAAAUCUGGUUAUUGUCUUCGGAUUUUGAGCUUUUUAAAUGAUAAAAAAUUUCUUGAAACAUUGGAUAAUUAUUAUCAAAUACGUGCUUUAUAUCUAAUCCUAAAGAUAAGUAAAUUUACUCUAUUAACAUAUUGUUUUUUAAAAGAAUAUUCCGAAGGAUUAUUAUCGGAUAAAUUACGUGAAAUUUUACGUUAUAAUUGUGAAGAUUAUCUAUUGAAAAAUUUAGCCAAUAUUACGGCAAUAAUUCUUUAUAAAGAAUCUAAUGAUUCAAUUACGAAACAAUUUAUACCUGAAAAUGAACAAAUUUAUGCAUUAAUACGUAUUGCAUGGUUUAUGGCAACUGGUAAUCAACAACAAAUAAAUCAAUUAUUGGAAAUGAUGUUUGAUGUAUGUCAAUUAUCAUUGGAAACAAUAACAUUAAUGUUAUUAUUGGAACCGAAAUAUUCAAAUUUUUUAUCAAAAUCAAUUUGUUUACGAAGAUUUUUUAUCGAUCUUUUAUUGAUUCAACCGAUUGAAACAAUACGUAUAACAAUGGCCGAACAAUUUUCAUUUAUAAUUUUGAUUAAUUUAUCAAUUAAUUCAUCAUCAUCAUCAUCGAUAAAUAUCGGUUCAUUUAUAUUGGAAUUGAUUUUUAAUUAUUUACAAACAUAUUUGCUCGAAUUUUAUCAAACAUCCAGACAAUUUUUUCAAUUUUGUUGUCAAUUAUUAGAGAUUAUUAUCCUUAUUAAUAAAUUCAUUGAAUAUGAAUAUAAUUUAUUAAGCUGUCCGAAGGAAAAUUUCUAUAUCGAUGGCCAUUAUCAGGAAAUUCUACUGGAAGGACAUUUAUCCAUAACAAAAGUAUUGGUAUCAAAAUUUCUUUCAUUGGAAUCCAAAUGUAAAAUUGGUUUAGGUGAUCGAGAUGUAUCAUCCGAACAAUUUGGUUUAGUCAAUCGUUUAUUGGAUCAAUAUUUGUUUACUGCCUCAAAAUCAUUGUGCCUUUUUCGACAAAAUUCUGAUAUUUUUAUUGCUGAUAUUUAUCCAGUUUGUUCGGGGUCACAAUCAAUGAUUGCUGCAUAUGAAUUAUUAGCUGCAUUUUGUGAUGGUUGUCUGGAAAAUUUAGAAUUUAUUUGUCGAAAUUUAGAAUCAUAUCUAAAUACAAUGGUCAUUACAUCAUGGGAUUAUUUUCCAAAUAUAGCUAUGCGGCCAGAAAAUGGUUUUGUUGGUCUAAAAAAUGCUGGUGCUACUUGUUAUAUGAAUUCAGUGUUGCAACAGCUUUUCAUGAUACCCGAAGUUCGUAAUGGAAUAUUAUCUGUGAAAAUUGAUUAUCCUUAUCAUUUUUCAAUCAAUAAUAAUAUGGAAAAUAAUUCGACAAUAACAACAACAACCAAUCAACAAGAAGAAGAACAACAAGUGAAAGCAUAUAAUAUUGAAAUAUUUCAACAAAUACAAAUUAUAUUUGGCCAUUUAUUGUCAAGUCAGGCACAAUAUUAUGUACCGAAAGGAUUUUGGGAACAUUUCAAAUUAUUUGGCGGUAAAAUGCAUCUGAAAGAACAACAAGAUGCAUUAGAAUUUUUUAACGGUUUAUUCGAUAUACUUGAUGAAGCAAUGAAAGCAUUAAAACAACCAUCAAUUAUGACACCGAUAUUUGGUGGUUCAUUUUCUGAUCAAAAAAUCUGUAAAGAUUGUCCGCAUAGAUAUUUUCGUGAAGAACCAUUUACAACAUUAAAUGUUGAUGUUAGAAAUCAUCAUACAUUAAAUGAUUCAUUAGAACAAUAUGUACAUGGUGAUUUGUUGGAAGGUGAUAAUGCAUAUCAUUGUGAAAAAUGUGAUCGUAAAGUUAAUACAGUAAAACGUUUAUGUAUAAAACGUUUACCAAAAAUUUUGGUUAUACAAUUGAAAAGAUUUGGUUAUGAUUUUGAUCGUGAUGUAUCGAUAAAAUUUAAUGAUUAUUUUGAAUUUCCAAGAUUAUUAAAUAUGGAACCAUAUACGGUUAAUGGUUUAGCACGGAAAGAAGGUGAAAUUAUUGAAGAAGAUGAUUUAAAUAAUCAAGAACAAAAUUUAUCAACCGAAUAUGAAUUGAAUGGGAUUGUUGUACAUAGUGGCCAGGCAAGUGGUGGUCAUUAUUAUUCAUAUAUAUUACAUCAAACAGAAUCAUCGAAUGACAAUUGUUUACAGAAAAAAUGGUAUAAAUUUGAUGAUACUGAUGUUAGUGAAUGUAAAUUGGAUCAAGAUGAUGAAAUGCGUAAUCAAUGUUUUGGUGGUGAAUAUAUGUCCGAAUAUUAUGAUCAAUUAAUGAAAAAAUCAUUACAACGUUUACAGAAACGUUGGUGGAAUGCAUUCAUAUUGGUUUAUCGAAAAAUUGAUAAUCAAAAACAACAGCAACCGAAAUCAGUAAUAAAUCCGGCAAAAAUACCUUUGGCAAUAACCAAAAAUGUACAACAUCAAAAUACAUUGUUUAUUCAUCAACGAACAUUAUUUAGUGAAGAAUUUUAUCAUUUUAUCAAAAUAUUAAUCGAUUGUAAUCGAAAAAAUUUAAAUUUUUCCACAAUUCCAACGGAAAAAUUGAAUCGAAUCAUAAUGGAAACAUUAAAUAUGGCUGCAAAAUUUCUAAUACGAUUUGGUUUUAAAGCAAAAAAAUCAUUAAGAUUUAAUGCACAUGAUUGGUAUGAAUCAUUGAUACCAUAUCUGCAACAUAAUUCAUCAAUACGUUCAUGGUUUAUUGCUAAUCAUUUAAUGUUGAAUGCAAAUAAAUUAUUGAAUGAAUUUCUUCUUCAAUGUCCAUCAUUGGAUGUACGUAUUGCAUUUGAAAAAUUGAUUAUAUUUUUAAUACGUUAUUCAAUAUUGGAUCAACAAAAACCACAACAACAAGAAGAUACAACAACCACCAUAACCGAAUCAACAAUAAAUCCAUUUGUCAAUGAAAUAAUGUCGAUAUUAUUAUCAUUUAUACAAAAAGAUUUUGUUGAUUGUUCUCGACAAUCAACACAAUAUUUUCAUCUAAUUUAUUCAUACGCUAUUUUGGGUAUUGAACAACGAAAACAUUUAUUAUUAUUAUCAACACCAUCAUUGUUUAUAACAUUUGUAAAUGAUAGAAAUUUUUCCAUAACAAAAUCAACACAAACAAUUGAUAAUCGUUUAUAUCAGGUGGUUAGUUAUCUUGUACGUAGUUGUGAUCCACGUAUGAUUAUUUGUUCGCAAUUUUCUGAAUCAGAAACCUAUCAACCACUAUCGAAUCCUUUUCAAUAUGAUGAUAAUAAUAUCGAUGUUGUUGUCAAUGUUGUUGAUGGUAAUCAUCAACAACAAGAUAAUGAUCAUUAUAUAAUGGAAAUGCCUAAAGAUUUAUAUGAAAAAUUAUAUCAACAAAAAUCCUAUAUAAAACAUAUACUUAAUGAAGCAAUUUCAUUGAAUGAAAAUUUAUUAUUAUUGAAAUUUUGUUCAUGGGAAAAUCAAUUAUUUUCAUUACAAAUAUUGGAUGAGCUACUUUUACAAUUGAAUAAUUCAUAUACAACAUAUGAAUUGGAACCAUAUUUUUAUCUUUUACGUGAUUUAUUAUUAUUGGAAGAUUCUAUUCAACAUUAUCGUAUACAAGUUGCCAUAUUUGGUGAUCAUUUAGCUGAAAAAUCACAUUCAUAUUAUGAUAAUAACCGAUCAAAAUGUUUACUAUCAAUGUUGACAACAAAACAUUCGUUAAAUUUUGAGAAAAAAGUCUAUCAAUGUUUAGAACUAUUAUCCUACCUAUUGAAACAUUCAACAAAUAUUGUUCGGAUUUUGAAUGAAAAUCCUUUAAAACAACAAUUAUUUCAAGUGAUAAAAAAUAUGAAAACAUUUACAAAUGAAUCAUCAUCAUUGAAAAAUAAUAAUGAUUGUGAUUUUAAUAUGAAAUGGCCAUCAUUAUCAUCAACACCCACAACUUCGACAUCGACAUCAUUACCAUUAAGCAUCGAAACUGUAAAUUUAUUGAACGAAGUUGAAUCAUAUUUUCAACAUCAAGCAUUCGAUGAUGCAGAUGCUGAAUCGAAUGACAAUGUUGAAAAUGUUGUUGAUGAUAAUGAUGAUGAUAAAAAUCCCGAUCAAUCCGAACAACAAACAAAAGAAAAUUUAACGGAUGAAAAUCAAUUAUCCGAUGGAAUUGAACAAAUGGAUAUAUCGUCGUCUGGUUGAUCUCAACAAAAAAAAA
Molecule: messenger RNA, 7289 nt
Organism: Dermatophagoides pteronyssinus (European house dust mite)
Lineage: Eukaryota; Metazoa; Arthropoda; Arachnida; Sarcoptiformes; Pyroglyphidae
Gene: faf
Product: ubiquitin carboxyl-terminal hydrolase-like faf
Biological process (GO): cell migration; protein deubiquitination
Cellular component (GO): nucleus; cytosol
Molecular function (GO): cysteine-type deubiquitinase activity
Source: RefSeq, a predicted model, not a curated record